AUGAAUUCAAAAAAUUAAGUUUAAAGAAAGAUGGUUUAAUUAAAUGAUGAAAAUUAUGUUAUAAGAAGUUGUGUGACAUAUGGAUUAUGGUCUAAAUUCAAUCCUCUAAGCAUAAAAGCUUAAGUAGGUUAGUAUGGAAUAUUUGAUAGUUAAUGUUUUCAUUUACAUAAUGCUAUGGAUUUUGAAUUAAAGAAUUUAAAUAUUGUAUAUUUUGAUUGCAUAAACAAAGAGUCUAGGAAAAUAAUAAAAACUAUUAAAUUUAUCAAUUAAAAGAAUUAGUAAUUCAAAUUUGAUAUUGUCAUUGAUGAAUUUGAUUAUGAAGAUAUUUGGUUUUUUUUUCAAAUUAUGAUCUGGCCUUAGUAAAAUAAGCUUAAGUUAUUAAUUCUAAAGAAAUAAGAAAUAUUAUUUCAGACCACAGAAUAAAUGAAAAAUUUAUUAAAAGAUUUAACUUUAAUAUUAACAUUUGGAGGUAAUUUAUAAGUACAAAAUAAUGAAAAUUAAAUUUUUUCUUAUUUUCCAGGUUCAUUAUGGUUAUAAGAAGUCUCAACAGAAAAACUAAGUCUUGAUUUUAAUUUUAUGGAUUUAAUAAUAUCAAUAUAUGAAUCAAAUUUUGAAUCUUGUAUUUGUUUGCAAAAUGAUAUACAUUAAAUUGGAGAUAAAGAUUUUUCAAAUUAAUAGUAGAAUUAAUUUGUAUCAAAAAAUAAAAGUUGUGAUUCUUUUAUUCUAAGUGGUUGGAUCAAAAUUAAAGAUAUUAUAAAUUUAUCUGAAAAACUCAUUUAUUAAUUUUUAAAGAUUUCAGCAAAUCUAGAAAAUCCAAAACUACAGAAUUAAAACUUAUCACCUUUUUAACUGUUUUAUCAUGUAUCUUCUGAAAUAAAUGAGAUUGUAAUUACAACAUAUAAUUAUACUUUUCCAGAUGUAACAACUGAUUUUACUAAUAAUCCUUUUUUAUUAUAAAAAACAUUUCAAAUAUAAAAUAACAUAAAACUUUGGCACUCUCUAAAAGUUGAGUUAUCAAAAACAUUAUUUAAAGUUGAAAUAAAGUUUUAUGAAGAAAAUAAAAUUAAUAUUUACAAUGUUGAAUUUAAUGUACAUUAAUUUCAAUAAUGUUAAUAUAAAAUAUAUUAUGGAAAUGUUUUAAAAAUAUCGCCUAAUUAUUUAAAUUUAUAAAUAAGAAAUUUAGAUUUUUUGAAUUGUUACUAAAAAUAAGACAAUUUAAGUUGUCAUUCAGAUUGUUUAGAAUGUGAUGGUCCAACAAAUAAUGAUUGUUUAUCUUGUUCAGUUGAAUCAAAAAGAAUCUAUAUACCAGAACAUAAAGUUUGUAUAUGUCCAUUUGGUACAAUAGAUAAUUAAAAUGAGUGCUAAAACUUUAAAGAAUCAAAUAUUUAAUUAAUUAAGGAUGAAAAUUUAAAUAUAAUUAAAAAUUGUUAAUACGGAUAUUUUGAAUUAGAUGGAGAUUGUUAUUUAUGGUAUAUAUAAUCUAUUUAUAUUUAGUCCUUCAAUAUUAAACGAUAAAAUUAUAACUUGUAAUGAAUGUUUAAGUAAUCUAAAGAAUUGGUUUAAUAAGCCAAAUUGCUUUAAUAUUUUCAUAAUAGAGCCCAAUAUAAUUACAGAGUAUUACUACUAACAAACUUCUUAAGAUUGGUUUUAUUUUGAUGGAAUCGACUUUAACACAAUUCGUAUAACCCAUUCUUAUGAUUUAAACUUAACGAAUAUUAAUGGCAUAUUUAGAGAAUUUUAGUCAGUUUAAACAUACUUUUAAAGAUUUUGUUAAUAAAUUCAUUUAAAUUAUAUAGAUUAAGUUGAAAUUGAUUCAUAAACUUGUUAUCGAUGCUUAAUUGAGAAUUGUUAAAUUUGUUAAAUAAGUUUAGUUACAAUUCAAUGUUUAAAAUGCGUAGAAGAUUAUUUAUUAAUAGAUGGUAAUUGUAUGCCCAAAUAGGAAAUAAUAUCAAGUUAAGAUCUUAUUUGUUUACUACCAUAUUAUUAUUCAUUUGAAAAUUCAUGUAAAUUAUGUGAAAUUAAAAAUUGUAUUCAUUGUUUUGAAUACUCUAAAAAAGAUAUAAAUUAAUGUUCAUUUUUAAAUUUUUUUAAUAUUGAUUUACCAAAAUAGUCAAAUAUCGAAAUAGGUUGUGCCCUUUGUGAAUAAGAUUAUAUAUUUGAUUUUACAUUAGGUCUAUGUAUAAAUUAAAAGCCUUAAAUAUAAAAUUGUAAAAGAUCUUUUAUAAAUUUAAAGAGUAAGGAAAUAUGCAUUUAAUCAUUUAAUAGUGAUUUCUCUAUUGCUCCUGAAAUAUCUAAUUGUAAUGAUUAAAUUUAAAAUUGUCAAUAUUGUACAAUAAGCCAAAAGAUAGAAAUAAUUUGUGUUACAUGCUAAAUUAAUUACAUAAUAAAAAAUAAUAAUUGUUUACCUGAUGAUGAAUUUGAUAUUGAUGAAUUAAUAAUUCAAAAUUAGAUAAAUCAGAUUUAAAGUUUUGCUCUUUAAUUUGUUCCUUAUCUUAAUGUUAAAGUUUAUAAAUACUUUUUAAAUCCAGAAGAAUCAUAUAUUAAUUUUUGUUCUUCUGAAUGUCUUUUAUGUAUUGAUAGCCCAUUUACUUAUUGUAAAGAAUGCCCAUUAAAUUAUUAUAAAAAACCAACCUUUACAGAAGAAAGUUCAGAUUGUUAAUUUUGUCCUCCAUUAUGUCAAGUAUGUUCAGAUCGCUUAAAUUCUGAAAUUUAAGUAUCAUUUAUUUAUUUAAAACUAGGAAAAUUUCCCAAAUUUUAUAAUUACUGAUGAAUCCAAAAUUUAUUCUAAAAAAUGCUUUCGUUCAUAUAAUGAUCCUUAGAUUAUGCUGAAUCCUUAUUCUAAUUUCGUUAAGUAUUGUUAUAACCGUUACAAUAAUAGUUGUUAAGAUAAAUUUUUGUUUGAAAGCACUAUUACUACAUGUGACUUUGCAAGAUUUGAUAGAACUUAUGAAACUUUAAUCAAUAUACAAUAUUGUAAUCAUGUUGGAAUGGAAAGUUUAACAUUUAGUUUCAUUAUUAAGAUCUUAACUUAACAUUGUCAAAUGCUUAUACCAAUAGAUUUUCAGACUUAAUUAAAAUAAAAAAUCUUUACUUUAUAAAAUGUUAAUUUCAAUUUAUCAGGAUACAAAUUUGUUGAACUUUCUAUUCCUUCUACAUUAAUGUUUAAUAACUUUGAUUAAGUACAAAUUAACAAUUUAGCUAUUAUUAUUUCAGAAAAUCAAUAUUUACAUUUUGAUAAUAACAACAAUAAAAUUAAUUUUAUCCUUAACAAUUUUUCAAUUCUUAAUAGCUCUUUUAAUAAUAUAAAUUCUUUUUUUUAAACUUCAGUUUUUGGGAAUAUAAUCAUAAAAAAUUUUACUAUAAUAAACUCUAACUUCAUCAAUUCGGUAAUUUUUAAUUUACAAAAUUCUUUAUUAUUAGGAUAAAUCGAAAUAAUUUAAUUAUUUAUUCAUAAUUGCACAUUCAUUUAAUCUGAAUUUUUUAAAUUUUAAAAAAUAGAAUAUCCUAUAUCAAUUUCAUAAUUUGUCUUAAAUUAAUCUAUACUAAAUCAAUCAUCUAUAUUUAGUUUCUUAAACAAUUAUCCUUAAUAAGGAUUUCUUACAGGACAAAAUAUUUAAAUAUUAAACUGCAGUUUCAUUUAUUCCUGUUUUAUAAACAGCACAAAUUAAAUAAAAGUCAAUUUAAAUAAUUUUGAUUUUUAUUUUAAUAAAUUGGAAAUCUCUAAAAUCAUAACUGUUAGCUUUGAAAUUACAAUUAAUUCUACAAAAAUUUAAGAAAAUUUAUUUUUUUUCUCUUAAUUCUUAACCAUUACAUAAAUACAUUUUUAAAAUCAAAUCUUUAACGAAAUUAAUUAUAUGAAUAUAGAAUAUAAUUAUUUUAAGACUUCAAAUAUCAUUCUAUCAUAUUCAACAUUUUAAACAAAUAAUUUAAAAAUUUACUUAAAAAAUUUUGUUAUUCAACAGAAUAAUCUUUAUUCUAAUUAUGAUGAAAAUAUAGAAUUAUUUUACAUGAACAGUUAAGAAAUAUAAAUAUAAAAUUUUGUAAUAAUUGAAAAUACCAAUUUAAUUAUAUUUUACAUAUCAGAAAAUAAUUAAAUAUUAAUUUCAAAUUUAAUAUUCAAAAGUUCAAAAUAAUAUGAUAGAAUUCCAUUAUCAUAAAACUGUUUAAAAUUUAGAUAAAAAACGAAAUUACUCUAAAUAUAUGGCUUUACCAAAAUUGAGAUAACAAAUGUGAAAAUUUCAGAUAUAUUUAAUAUAGAUGGUUCAAUAAUAUAGAUUACCACAAGUUAAAAAGUUUAAUCAAUUAGCAAUUCUUAGAUUCAAAUUUAGAAUUUAUCUUUUAUUCGGAAUAAAAUAAUUUAAACAACAUUAACAGAAUAAAUUUCUUGCUUAUAAAUCGAAUCUGAAAGCAGAAUUAAUGUGAUGCUAAAUAAUAUUUCUUAUAUUGAAAACUUUCUCCAUUCAUAUGAAAGUGGAGCUGUAGGUGCAACUACUAGUUUAUUGAAUGUAAUCUCAUCAUCUAGCUUAAUUGAAAUAAAAAAUAUAUUGUAUUAGAAUAAUGCUUUAACUAAUUCUUCUAAUUCUUUAACUAUUUUGAGAUCGCAUAUUCUAAAUAUUAUCAAUAUUAAAAUAGAUAACAUAAAUAUUUUAUCACAAGAAUUGUGGACUAAUCAUUAUGACAUAUAAUUUAAGGAAUAAUUUAAUUAAGAUACUUUAAAUGAAAUUAUAAUUUAAAUAUUAUAAAUCAAAACUAUUGGAGGAGUUGGAUAAAUAUCAGCUUCCAACUUUAGUUGUCUAAAUUGUACAUUCUCAAAUAUUUUGGCGAUGGAUAGUAUGAUAUUUCACAUUACAACUAUUGCAGAUGGAAUUAUUAAUUUUAUUAAUCUUACAGUCAAUUUAAUAGAAAAUAACUUAAAAUCAAUCGAAAAAAACACAGGAUGUUUUCAUAUCUAAUCUUAAGAUAGUAAGCUAAAUUUAUCAAUUAAGAAUAGUUAAUUUACUAAUAUUUUUAAUAGGCUUGCACCAUCUAUAUUAUCUAUUAAUCCUUCUAAAUAAUCAAAUUCUAUUUUUUUAAAAGAAAUUAAUGUGUUUAAUUGUAUUUCACUUAUUGAUUCCAUUCUUAAUGUAUAAUUUUCAUCUUCAAUUAUGGAUAAAAAUUAAGUCAUUAUUUAAAAUAUCAGAAUAGUUUAGACUUAUGUUGCAUGGAUUUAUUACUUCACUAGAAUUAGAGAUUUAAUCAUUUAAGAAGUCACAGAUAUUAUAAAUAACAAAAAUUCACUUAUUUUUAUAUAAAGUAGUAAUGUUUCUAUAAAUGGAUUUAUAAUGGAAGGGAUUUUAAUUAACUCAAUUUUUUAAUUUGAUAACAUACCUAAAUUGUAAAUAAGCAAUGUUUAGUUUUAAAAUAUUGAAGUAUUCUUCUCAUUUAAUCUUCUUUAAAUUACAUAGUUUUUGUAGAUUAAAUAUUUAAUUUAUUUUUAAAAUUUCAGUAUCAGAAAUAUUUCACUUUACUAAAAUAAUAUGAAUUAAAUUUAAACUAAUUUUAUCACUUCAAAUUAUUUAAAAGAAUGUACCAGUUAUGUAGAAUAUUUUGGAAGCUUGCAACAAGAUUAUUUGUAUAUAAGUAUUAAUUUAUUUUAGUAAAUAAAUAAUUAAUAAAAAUCAGUAAUUAAAAUAAACAGCUUAUCAACUAAGAAUGUAAUUUUAUUUAAAAACCUUCAAUUAGAUAAUAACAUUUGUUCAUAAUGUGAUUAUGGAAUGGUAUUCUUUGAAAUUUAAGAAUUUAAAUAGAUUAAAAUUUAAAAUCUUAAUUGUAAUUAUAACACUAUUAAAAAAUUUGGGUGUUUAUAUUUUUACUAAUAGAAUGAAAUCUAAUCUAAAAUUGUAAUUGAGAAUUCAAAUUUUCUUUUUAAUAAUGGUAGUCAAGGUACAGGGAUUUUCUCGGAAAAAGCAAAAGUUAAAUUAAAAUAAUGUUAUGUAAUUAAAAAUUAUGCAAAAGAUUUUGGAGGAGGGUUAUAUUUUAAAGAAAAUUGCUUUGAUUUUUUAAUUAGUCAAUCAUAUAUAAUAGACAAUAGAGCAAGAAUUGGAGGUGGAAUACAUUUAGACAAUAAAUGUAAUUUAAAUAAUAAAAAUUUUUUAUAAUCAAUUUUAUUGUUCAAUCAAGCUUAAGAAUACGGUGAUAAUAUUAUAGAGAUUCCUACUCAUUUGGCUGUUUUUAUAAAUUCUAUUGAAAAUCCUUCUCAGUUAUAAUUUAUAAAUAAUAAACAAAUAAAUAUUUUAAAUAUUAAAACUUAUAGAAUGGUAGAAUAAGGUAGUUAAAUACUUACAAAUGAUUUAUAUAUACCAAGUAAUUAGAUGAUUAAAAAUUUCAAAAUUUUUGAUAUUCAUAAUUCAAAUUAUAAGUCGUUUAUAAAAGAUAUUCGUUUUUUUUAUAAAAAUAGUAGAAAUGAAAUCCUAUUUAAUCUAUUUAAUUCAAGUUGUAAAAUAAAGAAUAAAAUUAUUACAAAAAAUUUUUAAGAAUUUAAUCAAGAUAGAGAUGUUUAAACUUUAUAUUUUGAAAAUUAAAUGAAUUCAUUUGAUUUUGGAUCUUUAUCAUUUAGCUUAGAUCCUUAUGAAUAAAAUUAUAAAUAUUUAUAGAUUGAAAUUAAUUGUUAAUUGAAUGAAUCAAACAAUAAUUUAUUAUAUAUAAUAAAUGCUAAAAGUUUAAAGUGUUAAUUGGGUGAAUUUUACAUAAAUAAUGGAUGUUAGAUUUGUUAAUCAGAUUAAGGAUAUUAUUCAGUAACAUAUAAUACAACAAAAUGUUCUAUUUUUGAUAAAAGUAAAUAUUCUGAAAUAACUUAAAAUAUGAUAAAUUUGUUACCAGGAUUUUGGAGACCAAAUAAUUUAUCAGAUUAAGCUGAAUAUUGUUUUAAAAAUCCAAAGUUUUGUAAUGGAGGUUGGUAGGUUGGUGAUUAUUCAUGUAAUUAAGGACAUUUAGGUGGUUUAUGUGAAGAAUGUGAUGUCUAUAAUAUAAGAGGUUUUGGUAAUUAUUUUAAAAAUUAGUGGGAUUCAUAAUGUUUAGAGUGUUAAAUUGAAUGGAAUAGUUUUUUUACAUUUUUUAUAGUAGGCAUUUGGUAUUAUUUAUAAAAAUAUAAAUUUAGGUCAUUUCUCUCAAUAUUUAUGUCAUUAAACAGCAUUCAUUCUUCUAAUUUAUUAUAUAUUGCUCAAAGAUUUAAUAAAAUAUUAUUUAAGCUAAAUUAAGGUAUUAGUAAAAUUAUUGUUAGAUUUGGAAAGUAUAUAGAUAAAAUUAUUAAUAAACUAUCUCUGGAUAUUUUCUGUUAUAUUUACAUUUAAUAUUGAUUUUUCAUUCUCUUUUAUUGUUAUUGAAUAAACUAGUGAUAGUUCUUAUUUUAUGGCUAAAGAUUUAGAUUGUUAUUUAUCUUAUAUAGAAUAGAUACCCAUUAUUUAUUUAAAAAUACUAACAAUGUUAAUCAUAGUUAUGAUAUAAUUUAAUAUCACUUUUGCAGUUUCUUAUUUAUAUGCUUAUAUUAAAAAACAUAAGUAUGAUUAAAGUAUUCUAUCAAAUACAGCACUUUACUUAUAUGUUUUUAAUUUUGCAGGAUUAAUAAAAAUGUAUUGAAUUUAUUUUCAUAAGGUUUUCAUCUGUGGUUUCUAAAAGAUAAAUAUCCCAUUUAGAUUAUAUUCAAGGAGAUCUAUCUAUAAGAUAUGGUACUCAAAAUCAUUAUAUAUGGAUGUUUUAUUUUAUUUUACCUGGAUUAAUUAUAGUAGGUAUUUUUAUUCCUAUUUUUAUUUCAAUCUUAAUGAUGAUUAAUAAAAAUCGCUUAGAUUAAAUUAAACUUAGAAAACAUAUUUCUUAUCUAUUAAAUGAAUACAAAGAAUAAAAAUAUUAUUGGGAAUAAAUUAAAUUAUUCAAAAAAGGAAUUUUAAUUUUUAUACUUACAAAUUUUGAAACUGAUAUUGUUUUAAAAGCUUCUUUAUUAGGUUUGUGUUUGUUAAUCUAUUAAAUAUUAACAACAUUUCAUUAGCCAUUUAUUAAUUUAAAAUUUAAUUAAUAAGAUUUAUAAAGUUGUUAAAUUUGUUCAAUAUCAAUAUUUUUAGCCAUUGUGAAAUAUAUUUGUGAAUAAAAUAAUUAUUUGGGUCCCUCUAUAACAAUCUAAAUCAUUUUAAUUGGAUGCCUUAUUAAAUUGUGUUUUAUUUUUACUUUAGGAAUAGCCACAGCUUAUUUAUAAAAAUAUAAGCCCGUAUUUCUUAAUAAAUUAUAUUUAUUUCUAAAUUCUAAAAUACCAAAUUUCAAUUUUACAAAAUUAUUAAGAAAUAUUUUAAAAAAAGAAAAUAAAAGAAAAAAAAGAAUAAAAUAUUUAUUCAAAACAUUGAGAAAUCAUUUAAUAAAAUGUUCAUAAAUCUAGUUAAGAAGCUAAAAGUAACUGUUAAUUUUUAUAAAAACUUAGAUUAUUUUUAAGUUCAUCAAAUUCAAAAUUUAUUAGUAUAAGAAAUCAUCAAUUCAUUUCACAUAUAAUGGAAAUUCAUGAAUCUAAUAAAAGAUGA
This is a messenger RNA of Paramecium sonneborni, 8540 nucleotides long. The record is from the annotation of a GenBank genome assembly. NCBI's taxonomy places the organism in Eukaryota, Ciliophora, Oligohymenophorea, Peniculida, Parameciidae.